Messenger RNA from Sinocyclocheilus rhinocerous, 1920 nucleotides. RefSeq names its product dolichyl-diphosphooligosaccharide--protein glycosyltransferase 48 kDa subunit. The transcript is spliced from 11 exons. Gene Ontology annotation, cellular component: oligosaccharyltransferase complex; endoplasmic reticulum membrane. Lineage: Eukaryota; Metazoa; Chordata; Actinopteri; Cypriniformes; Cyprinidae. The record is from RefSeq and is a predicted model, not a curated record.
AUUGGCUGCUGGCUGGGUCAGAGGUCACGUCCGCGUUAGCGCUGACGUUGUCCAAAGGAGGAAAAUGGCGAUGGGUUGCUUGUCAAUGAGGGACACCGCGACUCCUGCAACAUUAACCUGCAAAAGACGGCGUGCUACAAUGGUUCCCACGCUGUCUGGCGGAUUCAGCAGAAGCGCUCUGCUUGUUUUAUCUGUGGCAUUAAUGUUGCAGGUAGUUUUAGGAGACGGAAAGACUCUCGUUCUGCUGGACAAUCCCAACAUCAGAGACACUCAUUCAAUCUUCUUCCGCAGUUUAGCAGAUCGUGGGUUUGACCUUACCUUCAAAACUGCUGAUGAUCCUGGUCUCUCUUUGAUCAAGUACGGCCAGUUCCUCUACGACCAUCUCAUCAUUUUCUCUCCAUCGGUGGAAGAUUUUGGGGGCAGCAUCAAUGUAGAGACCAUUACAUCCUUCAUUGACGGUGGAGGAAAUGUUCUUGUUGCUGCCAGCUCUGAUAUUGGUGACCCUCUGAGAGAGCUAGGCAGUGAAUGUGGGAUUGAAUUUGAUGAGGAGAAAACUGCUGUCAUUGACCACCAUAACUAUGACGCUUCUGAUCCUGGUGAGCACACCCUGAUUGUUGCAGAUCCAGAGAAUCUUCUUAAAGCCCCAACUAUAGUUGGCAAGCCCACUGAUAAACCAGUCCUGUUCAAAGGUGUUGGCAUGGUGGCUGAUCCAGAUAACUCUCUGGCGCUGGACAUUCUGACAGGAUCCUCCACCUCUUACUCCUACUUCCCUGAUCGCCCCAUCACGCAGUAUCCUCAUGCAGUUGGAAAGAACACCCUCCUGAUCGCCGGUCUGCAGGCAAGAAACAAUGCACGUGUGGUUUUCAGCGGGUCACUGAUUUACCGCUGAUUACAGAACCGGCUUUCUGACAAGAUGCGCGUUAAAAUAUCGCAUGCGAUUUAUCGUGCAGCCCUAAAUAUUCUUAGGUAUGAACAGACUGGUAACCAGGAGCUGGCUGAGGCCCUGUCCCGCUGGGUGUUUAAGGAGGCUGGUGUUCUUAGGGUUGGGGCUGUUACCCAUCAUCCAGUUGGAGAGAGCACUCCCCCUGCUGCCUACACCAUCACUGACCUUGUGGAAUACAGCAUUGUGAUUGAGAUGUUGUCUGGUGGAAAGUGGGUGCCUUUUGAUGGAGAUGACAUUCAGCUGGAGUUUGUCAGAAUUGAUCCAUUUGUUAGGACCUACCUCAAGAAAAAUGGUGGAAAAUACAGUGUACAGUUCAAGCUUCCAGAUGUAUAUGGAGUUUUUCAGUUCAAAGUUGACUACAACAGACUUGGCUACACGCACCUGUACUCCUCAACCCAGGUUUCUGUCCGCCCCUUGCAGCAUACCCAAUAUGAGCGCUUCAUCCCCUCUGCCUUUCCAUAUUAUGCCAGUGCCUUCUCUAUGAUGGCAGGACUCUUUGUUUUCAGUGUCGUCUUUCUACAUAUGAGAGAAAAAGAGAAGUCUGAUUAAAAUGAGAAUCAGUGGAGUACAAGAAAAUGUAAAAAAAAGCUGAUGGGCUUCGGACCUCUGGCAGUCAUGAUGAAUAGAGAUCUGAAAUUUGUUGGUAUGGGCUUGUUUUGGUGAGUUGGAGGGUGUGCCAUUACAACUAAAAGCAACACUUGUAAAUUUUUUGAAGGGGGGUUGUGUAGUCUAACAAAAGAUAUGUUUUUGUUUUCUGGUUUACCAUUUGUUAAUUUAAAGUGAUUUGGGGCACACUUCAAGUUUUAUUUGUACAAAAGGUAACUUGAAUUGGUUUUAUGAUACAACAUGCACUGAUGCUUUGGCUCUUGCUAUGAAAUGUUUGUUUUGAAAAUUACCAUUUGUAAAAAGAGGAAUGGAUGCUCACAAUGUGGUUAAUACACCUGAAGAUAGUAAAGUUUUAACAUUCCAACACUAAA